UUCUACGCUGAAAAUGUAGAGUUGUGGUUUCCCUCUUCUUCUUCUUCAUAUAUCUUUGUCUGUUUGUUUAAGCAGUGAGCUCAACCACCACCACCGUCACGCCAUGAAAGAAGACCAAGGAGAACAUGCUCAACAAGAUUCUCCUCCCUUAGACAACAGUACCAAGCGAAAGCUCGACGAAAACAUCCUCCUCGCCAAGCAGAAAGCUCAAGAAAUCGCCGCCCGACUCGUCAGUAAUGCUGAGUCAAAGCGCCCUCGACUGGACACAGAUGACUCUAACUCCGUUGAACCUCUCCCCUACUCUGACUCUGUCUCUUCCAACCCUCCCUUUCCUGUUCCUUUUGUUGCUCAAACAGGACAAUAUCAGGGUUCUCAAGGCCCAGGCAAGAAAAUAAGUAUUCCAAAUGGCAAGGUGGGGCUGAUUAUUGGGAAAGGAGGAGAAACGAUUAAAUAUUUACAAAGUCAGUCGGGAGCAAAAAUUCAGAUUACUAGGGACUCGGAGGCUGAUCCUUAUUCUCUCUCAAGAGAUGUGGAAUUGACGGGGACAUCCGAACAGAUUAGUAGAGCAGAACAACUUAUUAAUGAUGUGAUAUCACAGACAGAUACAGGGAACUCUGCUCCAUCAGCAAAUCAUGGAGCGAACCCAGUUCAGCCUGGAGCAGGACAAUUUAUCAUGAAAGUUCCUAAUAACAAGGUUGCUUUGCUCAUUGGCAAGGGUGGCGAGACUAUAAGGAAUAUGCAAAGCAAGUCAGGGGCUCGUAUUCAGAUUGUACCAUUGCACCUUCCUCCUGGCGAUACCUCAACGGAGAGAAAUGUGUAUAUAGAUGGAUCAGAAGAGCAAAUUGAUUCAGCUAAAGAAUUGGUCAAUGAAGUAAUCAGUGGGAAACGCUUAGUGAAUCCUCCUGGAGCAAAUAACUACAUGCAGCCAGCUUACCCCCCUGCUGGAAAUUGGGUUGCACCACCAGUUCAACAACCUCAGUAUGGGUACGCACAAUCUGGAAGCUAUGUACAACCUCCUGCACCUGCCUCAUACUAUGGUAACUAUGCUACCUCAGUACCGGGUUGGGAUCAGUCAAGCCAGUCUACUGUUUCUCAACAACCUCAGCAGAGCAGUGGAUAUGACUAUUAUGGACAACAAGCUCAGGUUGGCUCUGCUCCAUCAAAUCCUAGCUACACCUACAAUCAGAAUCCUCAUGGGAGCCACGGUUAUGAUCAGAGCUACUCACAGCAGCCUUCAAACUAUGAACAAAAUAUCUCAAGUCAGGUCCCAGUUUCUGAUCAGCCAAACCCGUACGUGAGCUCAGCAUAUGGACCACCUCCAGUGCCAUCAAACUACGACGGAACAUCUUCCUCUCAAACUGCUCACCCAGCACCAACGUAUAAUCAUCAGACUGGUUACUGGUCUUACCCAAGCAACACAAGCCAACAGCCAGUUUACGAUCAAAGUUAUUACCAGACUUACGGAGGUCAGCAGCCUCAGGUAGCUUCUGCUGCGACCCACCCAGGCUAUGGAGAGGCAGGAUAUGCUCAAUCAGCUCCAACACAAGCCAGUUAUGUCCAGGAAACUAAUUCCUCUGGUCAAGGAGGGCAAAAAAUUGAGCAACAAUCUCAGGAACAGCUAGCAACAAAUGGAUUUGCACACUCGUCAGUGCAUGGAGCUCAAAGAGCAACUGAUGGAAAUUCAGAUGGAGUUGGCUCAGCUCCUGCUGUGCAGGAAAGUGCCGAUGCUCAAACCUGAAGUUGGUGGUGGUUAUGAAUGUUCUCUCUAAUUUAGGUGCUUCAUUUGUGAUUCACUUUUGGUAAUACUCUCAUAUACCUUGUAUAACAUUGAUUGCCUUGGACUUUAUCCCAAAUCAGGCAGAAGAGAGUGGAUGUUUUUUAACUGAUCAAGCCAUCUUUGGAGCUCGUGCUCUUAAGAGUGAACUUGAUAUUUCACUUUUGAGCUUUCAUCCACUUUUUCUCUUAUUUAUAGCCAGAUUAUAUUAGGUCUAUGAAACUUAAAUGAUCAAUCCAUCUCCAAUGUAACUGGUACCUUUUUGUAUGCUUAGACUUUCCUAUUAAAAAAGCAAAUGCUAUUUUUUAUUGAA
Messenger RNA from Humulus lupulus (European hop), 2087 nucleotides. RefSeq lists its product as uncharacterized. Gene Ontology annotation, biological process: regulation of gene expression. The coding region runs from base 104 to 1738 and encodes 544 amino acids. NCBI's taxonomy places the organism in Eukaryota, Viridiplantae, Streptophyta, Magnoliopsida, Rosales, Cannabaceae. The record is from RefSeq and is a predicted model, not a curated record. Gene Ontology annotation, cellular component: cytoplasm. The transcript is spliced from 7 exons. Gene Ontology annotation, molecular function: mRNA binding.